Messenger RNA from Hemisphaericaspora subhashii, 2085 nucleotides. RefSeq names its product TFIIH/NER complex subunit. Gene Ontology annotation, biological process: nucleotide-excision repair; transcription by RNA polymerase II; transcription by RNA polymerase I. The coding region runs from base 1 to 2085 and encodes 694 amino acids. Gene Ontology annotation, cellular component: transcription factor TFIIH core complex; transcription factor TFIIH holo complex. Lineage: Eukaryota; Fungi; Ascomycota; Pichiomycetes; Serinales; Debaryomycetaceae. The transcript has a single exon. The record is from RefSeq and is a predicted model, not a curated record.
AUGGAUUUUGUUAGAGGGGCAUGUUCAGUAGACAAAGUAGGAGGCGUGGUAGCCAUCCGAGAAGAUCUAGCUCCCCUGAUUCUUGAAUGGAAAGCAGUUGAAGAAGAUAAAUCAAUCUCCAUCCCGCUUAAUUCCUUAAAAUUCUUACAAAGUACAAAGGAAUCUAGUCCAAAAAUGAUGCUUAAAGUUAUAUAUAAACUAAGUGAAGAUGAUGAAGAGAAGUCGUUCAAAUUGACAUUUACUAAUCGACCAACUAUGAAUAGCAUCAAGGAUUCACUUCAAGCGAUCGUAUCUAGAUCAAGAACGAGAGUGGAAGGAACCGCAACUCCACAACCGGAACUAACACCCAGACCUUCUUCAUCCGCAGCAGCAUCAGGAGCAGCACCAGCAUCUUCAUCUCCAGCAUCGCGUCCAGCAAGCAGAGCCUCGUCGUCGUUUACAUUCAACACCAGCCCACAAGCAUUGUCUGAUGCCAAUCUAUUAAAGAAUUUCGAACUACAACAAAAAUUAUUAUUAGAAGAUAGAGUUCUACGUGACAGAUUCACAAAAUCAGUGAUUGAACAUCAAUUAUCCCCCCAGGUCUUUUGGUCAAGUCGAUUGAAUCAAUUACGAACAUUUGCAUUAACCAUAUCACAACAUCGAGGUCCCUAUAAUGUAUUAUCCACUAUCAAACCAGUUGCUACCUCUGAUAAUCAAGUGAAUGUGAAUGUGACUCGAGAUACCAUUGAUGAAAUAUUUGAGAUCUAUCCGGUUAUUAAGAAAGCAUUUAAUGAUUUAGUUCCCCAGAAAUUCUCCGAGGGGGAAUUUUGGUCAAGAUUUUUCAAUUCGAAAUUGUUUAGAAGAUUAAGGGGGGAUAAAAUAAAUCAAACAAAUGAGAGAGGGGAUGUUAUUUUGGAUAAAUAUUUAUACAUAGAUGAGAGAUUUAUCGAACAAGAUAUUAAGGAUAAUGAAUCCGGGGACACAUCAUCACAAGCUGGAGGAGCUAAGAAGAAACAGAAGAACAAGAAGGAUACAAUCGAUGACGAGCAAGAACAGAUUAAAAAACUUGUAAAACAGAAGCAGCAAGAACAACAGAAUAAAGAAGCCACUGUUGCAAAAGUCCAUAAAUUUCUAGAUUUGUUAGGGAAUCAAGAAGAUAAUUCGCAAAAAAGAGGGAAUAGACCCGACUUCACAAUGAGAUACGAAGAAGAUGAUAUUAAAAGUAAAAAAUCCAGUACGGGUGAGAAUGAAAUGAUUAUCUUAAUGAAGAAUAUGAAUAGAUUAUCUUCCAAAAUGAUGAGUAUGAGUAGUUCUGUGAAUAAUGAAAAGGAUGAACCCGGUGCAGAUGGACUUUCUUCAUGGGAAGUGAAGGAAUAUCAAGAGGAAUUGGAUUUACAUGAUUUGAAUGAGAUUGAGGAUUUACGGUUUAUAAAGAUUAAUAUUGAUCCAAAUAUGGCUAGUAGUAACCCUAAGAAUGAUACCAAAACUAGUGAUAUCACCGACGAUCAACUACAGGAAUAUUUAUCCAAUCAAUUUAAUAUGAAUCAAGUGUUUGAAUUGAGAGAUACUUAUCAAUCUAAGACGCAAGAGAUUGAAAAGACAUCAGCUGAGAUUUCUGCUAUUAGUAAACAAAAUUUCAGGACAUUUAAGCUUAUAAACAAGGAAGAAUCAAAAGGGGUUGAACCAACAUUGAGAAACCUUGUUCCUAAAUCAUUAGCUCAGGAGAUCAUUACCCACAACAUCACCGUGGUUGAGUUUUUGUCACAUUUCUGGAAACUCUUUUUACAUGAGAACAAUCCAACGCAAUUAAAGAAGAUUUUCGUCAGUUUAAGAAAUUGCAAAAAUUCUUUAGUGGAAUUAAAGAAGAAGGCCAUGAAUAUAUUUAAUGAGAUGGAGGUUGUUAAAAAUAACGAAAAGGUAAAAGACAAGAUUGAAAAGGAUUUACAACAUUGUCUUGAGCCCAUGGAAGUAAGUCUUGACAAGGCGAUUAAUGAGUAUGUAAAUGCCGUCCGUAGUCAACAACAACAACAACAACAUGAUGAGAAAGAGGAUGAAGGUACUACACCUGAAAUCAAUGAGCAUGGCAAACGACCUCUACCUGCGUAA